Messenger RNA from Fulvia fulva, 897 nucleotides. RefSeq names its product Complex I intermediate-associated protein 30, mitochondrial. Lineage: Eukaryota; Fungi; Ascomycota; Dothideomycetes; Mycosphaerellales; Mycosphaerellaceae. Gene Ontology annotation, cellular component: mitochondrion. The transcript has a single exon. The record is from RefSeq and is a predicted model, not a curated record. Gene Ontology annotation, biological process: mitochondrial electron transport, NADH to ubiquinone; mitochondrial respiratory chain complex I assembly. Bases 1 to 897 code for a protein of 298 amino acids.
AUGUUCGCCACACCGCGAAUGCUAGCCAAAGGGCCUCCCGGCUUCUGGCGCCGCAGUCUGGACGAGUUCCGCCGACAAGCGAUAAUCGCCGUCAAGAUGGAAGGUCUCCAUCGUCCGACCAAGCCCUUCCCCAUGAUCAAGUUCGAAGCCGACGACAGCAUAGAACGAUGCAAGAUCAUGUGCGACAGCGACACGGGCGGUCUCAGCAAAGCAGGUCUCACAUACGUGCCAGGCAGCGCACACCAGGAACGGAUAGAGGCACCGAAAGACGGCGAAGGUGGUGUGGAAGGAGGGGAUAUCGUGAGCACAGACGGGGGCGAGCCAGCACAUGCACUGUUCAAAGGCAGUAUAUCAACGGAACUACCUCCGAACAAGCCGAACAUACAACGAUCAGGAUACGCCGCAUGGAGGACGAGAGAUCGCGGCGUGAGUCUAUUCGGCAAGCUACUCUGGGACAUCGAUCCAUACUUCUACCUCGCCCUGCGAAUCAAAAGUGAUGGAAGGAAAUACUUCGUCAACAUACAAACCGAAUCCAUCGUACCCACCGAUCUGCACCAGCACUUACUCCCUUCAUACACACCAGGCCAGUGGGAGACAGUCACGAUCCCCUUCUCAGCGUUUGUGAGGACGAACUUUGGAAUGGUCGUAGAGCCGCAGAAGGAGAUGAUGAGGCAGAAGGUCAGGAGUGUGGGGAUUGGGCUGAUUGAUCGGGUGCCGGGACCGUUUGAGCUCAGGAUUGCGGAUGUGUAUGCGACGAAUGAACCGCCUGCAAGACAGGUUGGGACGGAGGAUAGUGGGUUUGAGGUGAAGGAGGAGGAGGAGACGCAGGGUACGGGGAUGAUGGAUGAGGUUGAGCCGAGGAGGAAGAAGGGGGAGCCGGAGAGGAUCCUGAUUUAA